Molecule: messenger RNA, 911 nt
Organism: Exserohilum turcica Et28A
Lineage: Eukaryota; Fungi; Ascomycota; Dothideomycetes; Pleosporales; Pleosporaceae
Exons: 3
Coding region: 145-900 (251 amino acids)
Cellular component (GO): intracellular anatomical structure
Source: RefSeq, a predicted model, not a curated record
UGGAAACUGGAAACUGGGAUUUGACACGCGAAGCUGAUCCUGAAGCUAAACCUCAAGCCGAAGCAAAGGGAAAGCAAAGCAAAACGAGACGCGAAGACAACAAGAUCAAAGAAAAGCCAGUGGAGAUAAGAAAAAAAAGCAAAAAUGCCAUCCUCCAUCCCCGGCGCACCCCACAAACUGCGCCCCGUCUUCCCCGCCUCCUCAUCACCCGGACCCCGCAACCCACACGAUGAAAAGGCAGAACACGAAUCCACUCGCUCCAUCAUCGCAAGUCGCAGCCUCCAGCGCCACAUCGAAGGCGGGUAUUUCGCCGAGAUAGAUCGGAAUCCGCUUGUUAUUCCGAAUCCAUUUUUACAUCAGCGACAAGGACAUGGCGGAGACGGAGACGUAGAAGAGGGGGGGCACUGGGAAGGGCUAAAGACGGCGGAGAAACCGGUGUCUGGCGAUCAAGGCAUCAGGACUGCGAGUACGAGUAUAUAUUAUUUACUUACGCCUGUGGAGCCGCAGGGUUGCUUUCAUAGGAAUAAGGGGAGGACGAUCCACACCCUCAUCUCAGGAAGAGGCCAAUACGUGCUUAUCCACGCCGACGCCGGCGGCGCGAAAAAAAGAAUCGAAACGUUUGUCGUUGGCAUGGAUCUUGCUGCGGGGGAAAAAGCAGUCUGGGUUGUUGAAGGGGGGAAGUAUAAAGCUAGUUUUUUGCUUGAUACUCAUACUGGUGCUGAUACUGGGGCUGAGACGGACAAGGGGAAGGGGAAAGAUGAGGCAAGACUGUUGAUUAGUGAGACUGUGAUCCCAGGCUUCGAGUACUGCGACCAUGAUUUCUUAACUCUGGACAAGUUCCGCGCGCUUGUAACGGAAGAGCAAGCCGAGGAAUUGGAGUGGCUGGUUAGGAAGUCAUAAUAGGAAGACGG